CAUGUGGAGAAGGCAGCCCGCAAGUACCUGGGAGCCAGUGACUCAUCAGUGGUGACAGCACUGACCUCUUACAUCAAUGCUGGAUACAGCAAGGACAAGACCACCAGUAAGAUCUCGUCGCUGAUCGACGCUAGCAAGGCGGCCAAGCUGACGGCGCGGGUGUACGACCUGCUGGAGGAGAAGCGGCUGGGGCCCAAGUUCGCGGCCAAGCGGCCCGGCGCGGCGCCGGACGCCACCGAGAACGGCGCCAAGAAGAUGCGCCGCGAGGAGGCGGUGAUCUUGGGAGGCUGCUCAAACAGGCUGUUUGUCAAGAUGUGA
Pollicipes pollicipes is the source of this 318-nucleotide messenger RNA. RefSeq lists its product as uncharacterized. The annotation marks the transcript as partial. NCBI's taxonomy places the organism in Eukaryota, Metazoa, Arthropoda, Thecostraca, Pollicipedomorpha, Pollicipedidae. The transcript has 3 exons. The record is from RefSeq and is a predicted model, not a curated record.